Messenger RNA from Penicillium lagena, 843 nucleotides. RefSeq lists its product as uncharacterized. The transcript has 3 exons. NCBI's taxonomy places the organism in Eukaryota, Fungi, Ascomycota, Eurotiomycetes, Eurotiales, Aspergillaceae. The record is from RefSeq and is a predicted model, not a curated record. Bases 1 to 843 code for a protein of 280 amino acids.
AUGGCCAAAUCUCAGCCUGCCACGUCUGGACGUUUAUCCAUAGAAACCAAGAUGACAACAACCAAGUUCGAAAAUGCCUCAGUCCCCGGGCGUGGGAGACAGCUUACCGCUGCCCAGGAGCAGAUCCUCAUCCAGCUCUUCCAGGCCAACAGCAAUGACACUCCAGAUCCUGCAAAGCACACGAAGAAGUUUUGGAUACUGCUGUCUCACCUGGUCAGCGAAAGUAUCGGGCGCCAGUACUCGUGGCAGUCCUGCCGUCGUCAUGUGACUCGGCAUCAUGCAGAUCUUGAGAAGAAGUUCAGGGAAUCUGGAGCCCAUGAGGACGGAGUCUCCCCAGAAGAGGCUGUUAAUUUCGCCAAGUUCCCUGCCCCUGCUUCAUGUAUCACUAAGACACAAUCGACCCGACAUCACCAACGCUCUCAGACUCGGUCGCUUUCCCCUCAUGUCCACAUCGAUGAGGGUCAAAAGUACCGCAAGCGAUUGCGUCAGUUCUCUGGAAGCUCGCAGUUCGAGGGUGAACUCCAUUUGGAGGAUUCUGAGUCUUCAGAUCCUGAUUCCACGACGAUUUCACUGCCACCAAUGCCUAGGAGGCCCAUGAAACGGCGCACUGCAGAAGGUCUCGGGGCCGCGACGCCUAGAUCUGACCGCGCUGAACAGCGACAAUCAUCAAAGGCACAACGCGAUGAGCACCAGCGGAUGCAACAUACAGAACGACGGAACACAUCGUACAGCGACCAGAUGGUGGAGCAGGACACCAGUCAUCCAGUCGUUGGGAGCGGCAUUCGGAACCGCACCCGGCACGCCAUUAACAUGAUCUCUGUCGGCGCGAACUGCCUCGGUUAA